Messenger RNA from Fusarium redolens, 573 nucleotides. RefSeq lists its product as uncharacterized. The transcript has 4 exons. The record is from RefSeq and is a predicted model, not a curated record. NCBI's taxonomy places the organism in Eukaryota, Fungi, Ascomycota, Sordariomycetes, Hypocreales, Nectriaceae. The coding region runs from base 1 to 573 and encodes 190 amino acids.
AUGCCAACUCACGGCAAGCCUUCCCAGGACGAAAGUAAUAUCGUUCUUGAAUUUCAAUCUAGAGUGAUGAGCAAUUUCAUAUCUGACCCUGCCGCAUGGCUUCGAAGAGAGCGCUGGCAUCUCAAAAUGGAUAACAGUACGACGCAACGCCGUGGCAUUAAACUCGAUUCAAACGAUAUCGAUGAGAAUUUAGUGUCACCAACGACCGUCAAGUCACGUUCCGAACAUUGCCAGUUGCUUGAUAGCAGUCAGGAUCCUGAGCGAGAUGCCGAUUAUCUUGCUUUGGACCACGCAGAAUUAUCUUCAACUCUUCGUUGUCAAGAAUUUGGGUUUCGGGAAGACAUGCCAUUGGAGCAACUAGCAUAUACGGACAGUCAGCAGCGAACGACCAAGAAAUCCUGGGAAAUGAGCUCCCUAGUCACGCUUGAUGCUGGUAUCCUGCGCACCACCUCGUUCGAAAAGCAUAGUGACAGCCUGCAGUCCCGUCGUUGCUACUUUUUCAAGGCGAAAGAAGAAAAGCAGCUUUCGACAGGUAUAUUCGAUAGCAUAUGUGAUGAGAGCAAACGCCAGUAG